UUCCCACAGAUGAAAUAUGAAGAGAUGGAAGCAGAAGACAAUGUAUCCAGAGUGAUACAACUUGUCCUCCUGGGGUUUUCCGACCUUCCAAACCUCCAAGGGCUGCUAUUUGGGGUGUUCUCCAUCAUUUACAUCAUUAUCUUAACUGGAAAUAGUCUCAUAAUAAUACUAACUAAGCUUGACCCUGCACUGCAGAAACCCAUGUAUUUCUUCCUGUCAAACUUUUCCUCCUUGGAAAUCUGUUAUGUGUCCAUCACUCUCCCUAGGAUUCUGGUGAACCUUUGGACUCAGGACAGAAGGAUAUCUGUACUGGACUGUGCCACCCAAAUGUGCUUCCUUCUUAUCCUCGGAGCCACUGAAUGCUUCCUCCUGGCGGUGAUGGCCUAUGACUGCUGUGUGGCUGUCUGUGACCCUCUGCACUAUCCCCUGGUCGUGACCCCAAAGGUGUGCCUCCAGCUGGCUGUGGGCUCCUGGGUCAGCGGAAUUCCAGUGCAGAUAGGGCAAAUGUGCCAGAUCUUCUCUCUGCGUUUCUGUCCUUCGAACCAGAUUAACCACUUCUUCUGUGACAUUCCCCCGAUUCUGAAGCUGGCCUGCAGAGACACUUUGGCACAUGAGCUCUCAGUCUAUGUAGUAGCUCUGCUGGUUGCUGCAGUGCCUUUUAUGUUAAUACUUGCCUCUUCCAGUAAAAUCAUCUGCACUAUUCUGAGGUUGCCAACAGCCAGCAGAGCCAAAGCCUUCUCCACCUGUUCUUCUCACCUGUGGGUUGUGCUUUUAUUCUUUGGAUCUGCUACUAUUACCUACUUAAGGCCCACAUCCAGCCAUUCUGCAGGAACUGACAGACUGCUCUCCUUGUUCUACAUCAUAGUGACUCCGAUGAUCAAUCUCAUGAUAUACAGCCUCCGGAACAAGGAUGUGAUUGCAGCACUGAGGAAAUUGUUACUUAAAAUAUAG
Cervus elaphus (red deer) is the source of this 951-nucleotide messenger RNA. Its product is annotated as olfactory receptor 10AG1-like. The transcript has a single exon. The record is from RefSeq and is a predicted model, not a curated record. Gene Ontology annotation, molecular function: olfactory receptor activity. The coding region runs from base 10 to 951 and encodes 313 amino acids. Gene Ontology annotation, biological process: G protein-coupled receptor signaling pathway. Gene Ontology annotation, cellular component: membrane. NCBI's taxonomy places the organism in Eukaryota, Metazoa, Chordata, Mammalia, Artiodactyla, Cervidae.